AUGAAGUUCACCACCGCCGCUGCUCUCCUCCUCGCCUCCCUCGCCGCCGCCGCCCCGGCCACCCGUCGCGCCGCUGCUGAGGGAAACCUGGGAAACGCCAUCACUGACACCGUCCUCACCGGCAUCUUCCAACCGAAAGGCCUGUCCAAGCCCAUCGGCGACAUCGUCGACGCCGCCAAGGGCAAAGGGGCCGCCCAAGGCAAAGGAGCUGCCAAAGAUUAG
This is a messenger RNA of Hirsutella rhossiliensis, 222 nucleotides long. RefSeq lists its product as uncharacterized. The record is from RefSeq and is a predicted model, not a curated record. The transcript is spliced from 2 exons. NCBI's taxonomy places the organism in Eukaryota, Fungi, Ascomycota, Sordariomycetes, Hypocreales, Ophiocordycipitaceae. The coding region runs from base 1 to 222 and encodes 73 amino acids.